AGCUCAGGCACCGCCCCGCGUCUCCAGAAUAUGGCAAGGCUGCCUUGGUAAACGAUUGCUAUGACUGAUUUGACUCAAGUAAGAGAGGAGAGCGACGAUCUGCAUUAACAGAGCUUCCAAGAUGAGAAAAAUCAAGGGAAGACUUUUCUUGUUGGUUGGAGCCAUCUGCCUGCUGGCUUUCCCUUUCUUUAGGUACUCUGAUUAUCAGAAAUCUUUCCGGAAGAACACUGACGAGAAUAACAGACAAAAAAAGACACUCAACAAAAACAUCUCUUACGUGCACUCUUGGGGAAAAUGUCGGCAAAAUCUGACUGCAGCCAACAUCACAGGCUUCUCAAAUCUUCCUGAGAAUAUCAAAGACUUUCUCUUCUAUCGUCACUGUCGGCAUUUCCCCAUGCUGCUGGACCUCCCUGAUAAAUGUGGAGGAGCCGAGAAAUCGGGAGACGUCUUCCUUCUGCUGGUCAUCAAGAGCUCCCCGGCCAACUACGAACGGCGGGAGGUGCUGCGGAAAACAUGGGGUAAAGAGAGGUCAUACAACGGCAUGCCGAUUCGAAGGAUCUUCAUUUCCGGAGUUUCAGGUGACAGUUAUGAAAAAGAAAGACUGAACAAUCUCCUGAAGCUGGAGCAAGAGGAGCACAGAGAUAUCCUCCAGUGGGACUUCAGUGACACGUUUUACAACCUCACUUUGAAGCAAAUACUCUUCCUGGAAUGGAUGGAGAGAAACUGUCCGAAUGCUCGCUUCCUCCUGAAUGGGGACGACGACGUGUUUGCCCACACAAACAACAUGGUUGUGUAUCUGCAGAGCCUCAAAGAAAAUAAGGGGAGCAAGCAUCUCUUCACUGGUCAUCUGAUCCAGAAUGUGGGGCCCAUCAGAGCAACGGGGAGCAAAUAUUUUGUCCCAGUUCAGGUACAGGAAUCAAACUCGUACCCUCCGUAUUGUGGCGGAGGGGGCUUCCUUCUGUCAGGAUAUACAGCAAUGCUUAUAUACCGCAUGUCCAAAUCCAUACCCAUUCUUCCCAUCGAUGAUGUUUACAUGGGGAUGUGUCUGGCCAAAGCCGGACUUGGCCCGUCCUCACACAUGGGCGUGAAGACAGCGGGGCUGCACAUUCCCUCCAACAAAGUAGACAAAUUCAGCCCGUGCUUCUAUAAAGAUGUUUUGCUGGUGCACAGAUUCCUCCCGGCUCAGAUGUACCUGAUGUGGCACAGCACACAGAACCCAGAACUAAAAUGUGACGACGCUUAGAAAAGACGUAACAAAACUGAACAAUGUCUCAUUUAGGAGGGUGGAGCUUAUAAAGUCUACACCACCUCAAAUGACCAUGCAAUGUUUCUGCAUGGACAGAAACAUUGCACUGGCACUGACUACUGGAUCAUUUCUAUCCGUGUGUCAAGUGGAUUAAAACAUUGUUUUUUCUUAGUUUCCUAAUGGAUGUUAUUUCAGUAAUUCAUUAAGAUUCUGGACAAGUUUCUCAGGGAUUGCUUUGUAGGUUCUAUGCACUUGUUAUUUAGAUCUUGUUAGCUGAGUGAUACCAGAUAGUUUGAGACCAACAAUAAAUCUUAAAACCACACAUUAUAAAAUGCAAAUAGAAAAAGUUUAAAGCAUAGGAAUGAAGCAAUAGGUGAUUCUCACUUAAAUGCUUUUGAAUAUUACAAUGUUUAAACACUGACCUUUAUGCACCUUAGCUGUAUAAAGGUCGGGUUUUAAAGGAAACAUCCACCUUUCUUUAUCUUGUUUGUAACAAUUCAA
Molecule: messenger RNA, 1747 nt
Organism: Poecilia latipinna (sailfin molly)
Lineage: Eukaryota; Metazoa; Chordata; Actinopteri; Cyprinodontiformes; Poeciliidae
Product: N-acetyllactosaminide beta-1,3-N-acetylglucosaminyltransferase 3-like
Exons: 2
Coding region: 122-1243 (373 amino acids)
Biological process (GO): poly-N-acetyllactosamine biosynthetic process; protein O-linked glycosylation
Cellular component (GO): Golgi membrane
Molecular function (GO): UDP-glycosyltransferase activity; hexosyltransferase activity
Source: RefSeq, a predicted model, not a curated record